AUGAGGAGCCCAGAGCUGCGGAGCGAGCGAGGGGUUUCCCGGGCGGGUGGGGUAGGGUUGGGAUGGAGGGGACGCGAGGCGGGGGGGGGGGGGGGGGGUGGGGGCGGGGCGUGGCGGCCGAGAGGCGGCAAACCGGAAAGCGCCUGGGACGUCCAAUGGCAAGGCACUGGUGUUGGUUUGGGUCCCCAGCCAAUCGAGGCGCAGCGCGGGACUUUCAAAGUCCUCCAGCCCAAUCAGGGUGCUUCUGCGUCUAUAAAGGCUACCGGCUCGCGUGCAGCUCACAGUCGUGUUUCUGCCCAGGAGAAGCGCAUCUCUGCUCCACUUGCCAUGGCCCGUACCAAGCAGACCGCCCGUAAGUCCACCGGUGGCAAGGCCCCUCGCAAGCAGCUGGCCACCAAGGCUGCCCGCAAGAGUGCUCCAGCCACAGGUGGUGUGAAGAAGCCCCACCGCUACCGCCCCGGCACCGUGGCUCUGCGAGAGAUCCGUCGCUACCAAAAGUCGACAGAACUGCUGAUCCGCAAGCUGCCGUUCCAGCGCCUGGUGCGUGAAAUCGCUCAGGACUUCAAGACGGAUCUGCGCUUCCAGAGCUCUGCCGUCAUGGCCCUGCAGGAGGCCAGCGAGGCGUACCUGGUGGGGCUGUUCGAGGACACGAACCUGUGCGCCAUUCACGCCAAGAGAGUGACCAUCAUGCCCAAGGACAUUCAGCUGGCCCGCCGCAUCCGUGGCGAGAGGGCGUAAGGCGCUGCUUUUCCCCUCGUGGAAAGUCCACACCCCAAAGGCUCUUUUCAGAGCCACCCACACUCUCACGAGAGAAGCUGUGAUCGUACCAAGUUCUCAUUCCCUUGGUUUCCCGUCACCCCUCAGUGUGGCAUGCGUGCAUAAGUUAGCUUGCGUUCGUGGGCUUGCGGCGCCCAACUGAGUGCGGGGCAGCCCCCCUUGCCCCGCAAGCCCACGAACAAGACUAGUCUUGGGAGGGACGGCCAAGAGUUAUUGUGAUUGUAGUAAUUCGCUCAACUGGUGUGGGGUUUGCGCGCGCAAACCAGUUACCUCCUCGAGUCGGGUUUUGACGUUGUUCCCCUCUGGUAGGCAGGCAGAUGGAUACUCUUGGCCCUUGGCCACUUUCGGGAAG
Dromiciops gliroides (monito del monte) is the source of this 1129-nucleotide messenger RNA. Its product is annotated as histone H3-like. The transcript has a single exon. Gene Ontology annotation, cellular component: nucleosome. Lineage: Eukaryota; Metazoa; Chordata; Mammalia; Microbiotheria; Microbiotheriidae. Gene Ontology annotation, molecular function: structural constituent of chromatin; DNA binding; protein heterodimerization activity. The record is from RefSeq and is a predicted model, not a curated record. Bases 1 to 738 code for a protein of 245 amino acids.